GAGUCAACGAGUAAAUGGCAGAAAGGAAAGCUAGUAAGAAGGUGCAAAGAGCGAAUGGCACAAUACGAGCGCCUGUUCGCGUUAAUCAGAGUCGUGACGGGGGAGAGAAAAAGCUCCCCGCUCUCCUUUGAAGACUAGCGGGCCAGUCAAAGCAGCUCCUGCGAAAUUCGUCUCGGUUGCUGGCUUUGGGGGAAGCAAGGCGGAAGCUCGCGAUGGGAGCGCCGGAGACAAGGGCAAAAAGAGCGCGAGCAGCGGCGAGCGAGGAGCAGCAGCAGCAGGAGGAGGAGGAGAAAGUGGGCAGCUCAAAGGGUGCCGGCGCCAAAAGUCCGGUCCAGGUUUUGCCUGCAGCCCCGGGCAUCAGCAAUAGCGGCGGCGGCGGCGGCAGGAGCCAGAGGCAGCCCUUUGCAAUGUGGUCCGCCUGUCUCGGUCCUUGCAGCGCGAGGAUGUAGAGGUGGGUUUGCCGAGAAGAAAUCGCUGGCGUGGGAGAGGGAGAGAGAGCGAGCAAAGGAAGAGAAAAAGAGAGGAAGCGCUGCUUCCGCCCGCUGCCGCUAGCUUGACCAACUUGUCUCCAACCCCCCCCACCGACUUGGCUAUCGCGAUCUCUCCCUUCUCUGCCCGCGACCCCUUUGGUUCGGGGUUUGAGGCGGCCACCCCGGAUGCGCUCGGCGGGGAGGCGGCUGCCCCCGGGAUCCCUUUCUUCACAGGGAUACCUUUGGGGCAGGUGUUAAGACCAACAACAGCAGGCGGCGGCAGCAGCAGCGGCAUCACCAUUACGGUGUGCGCUCCGGAUUUGGAUCUUUAAUCCGGCUGGCGACAGCGCGCGCGUAACACGCACACACGGACUGCCCGGAGUGGCGGCGGCGGCGGCGGCAGCAGCAGCUCCCAUUUCUCUCCCUUGUUCGCUGCGGCUGCUCCUCUCUGGCUGGGGAUCGGUCUGCCUCCGCUCUCUUUUAUGCAAAACAUAACUACAAAGGAGAGACAGAAGAGGCCACCUGCACAAGAGGGUCCUCUAAGAAAGACUGCCCAUCUGGAGAGUGGGAAGGACCCAUGAUCAUGUUGAUGGAUUUCAUAUGAAGUACCGUAUAGUCUGCUGUCCUCAAUAGAAGAACAGGCCAUCCAUCUGUUUUUUUGUUUUUGUUUGAGCUGAAAUCCUAAGAGGCCGUAUGUUACAUAGAAAGCCUGCAGGAGAUGUUGUAAUGGCCCUGAGAUUGCACUGAAGACACACUUCAUCCCCUCCACAUUAUUAUUAUAUAUAUAUUGGGUCAUUGGUGUUACUAAUUUUGUGGUGGUUGAUUAUUUUCCACAAUUGACCCGGGUCUUGUUUUAUCUAAUCUCUUUUUUUAAAAAAGAUGUCUGAUCCUGGCUCUCACCAAGACACUGGUAUCAAGCCAGGCCUUUUGGAAAAAAGCAACACCUCAGAGGACUCUCAGCCCUCGAUCAAUUUAGAGAGGAGAAACAAAAGUGGAAUCAUAAGUGAACCUUUAAACAAAAGCCUGAAGAAGUCCCGUCCACUCUCCCACUACUCUGCUUUUGGUAGCACCAGCUCCAUAAGCGAACAUUCAGAGAAAGCUGCCCCCAUACCCAAUGGCAACGAAGCAACUAUGGAUAAAAGUAAUUCUACCUCAAAGCACAAAAACAUCUCUGACAUGCUGAGCAAAUCAGAUCUUUCUCCAGAAGGACAGAACAUCCUGCAACAGUUUGCUCAGUCCACGGAGCUGCUGAAAAGAGUCGUCCAGGAGCACAUUCCUUUGCCUAAUGACCAUGGGACGGGCCUCUCGGACAUGGAAGCUGUCUCAGCUGCAGAAACAAUGAACAGCCCGUCCGAUUUUCCUUACCUGGGGGCAUUUCCUAUCAACCCUGGCCUUUUUAUUAUGACCCCUGCUGGUGUGUUUCUAGCAGAGAGUGCGCUCCAUAUGGCUGGCUUAGCAGAGUAUCCAAUGCAGAACGAAUUGGCAUCUGCCAUCAAUUCAGGGAAAAAGAAACGGAAACGAUGUGGCAUGUGCCCUCCUUGCCGAAGACGGAUAAACUGUGAGCAGUGCAGCAGUUGUAGGAACCGUAAAACUGGGCACCAGAUUUGCAAAUUCCGAAAAUGUGAGGAACUUAAAAAGAAGCCUUCUGCUGCACUGGAGAUGGAAGGCUGAAGGAAGUCUGCUUAAGGCCACUUGAAAGUGAUGCUUCCUACAGGCGCUGCAUUCCGAUGGUUUCAGUAGGAACAAGAAUCCCAAAGCUCUGUCAUCCAGUGCAAUGUCACUGCUUGCUUGUGUUGUCUCAGGCAAGGCAUUUUUUGGCGGAAAUGAAUGGAUGCGCCUAUGUCUCCUUUAGAACCAAAAAUAUUUUCUCGCAGAUUUCAUUCCUAUUUUUUUUAAAUAAUUUUUUUUGGCAUUUGUUUAACAUCUUUGAGUACUAGUAAAAGAAACAUUAACUGCUUUUCAAAUAAUUUUUAAAAAAAGAAUCCAUAAAGUACCAAGACGUAAUAGAGUAUGGACAAUCAAUCAAUUUAUUUUCCUGUGUUAUGGUGUUGAUGUUGUUUAUGUGUGGAAGAUGCAGUUCUUGUGUAGAGAAUGUAAAUUUACAGUAACCUUUUAAAUCUAGUUACCAAUAAGCACUACUGUAAUUAGCACAGCUGUUUACUCAUUCAUUUUUUUUUGUUUGAUUAAUUUCCAUCAUUAAAGAAAAAUAGUGUGGCUAGUUUCUAGAAUGCCUCAAACUUCAUGUUUAUAAAUGAGAAUAUGUUUAAACUAAAGUAGUUUUCCUCUCCCUAACCAUACACAUAAAAUAAGGUUUAAUCUGCAAGAUGUUUGAUAUUAAAAAGUGAAAGUGUAACGAAAACUGGCAGGUCUUUAAAGUAAAACAAAUUAAUAAUUAUGUUUAGAUUUUUUUUAAAAAAAGAAAAGAAAACCUGCACACUAGAUUAAACCCAGUGCUAAUUGCAAUGAUUCUCUUUUAGAAACCAUUUGAAAAUGUUACUGGAAUUCAGAUGUAACCUGUUGCAGAACCUAUACUGAGAACAUUUAUGACAAGACUUUUCUGUUCAAAAGUUGUCUCCUGCUUUCUCACCAUCACUAACUGAAAGGCUGUUUGUAAUGUUCUAGCAAUUCAGGCUGUUUUGUGAAUAAAAAUGAAAGCAUGUUUUGUGUCA
Pogona vitticeps (central bearded dragon) is the source of this 3139-nucleotide messenger RNA. It is a transcript of the gene CXXC5, whose product is annotated as CXXC finger protein 5. NCBI's taxonomy places the organism in Eukaryota, Metazoa, Chordata, Lepidosauria, Squamata, Agamidae. The record is from RefSeq and is a predicted model, not a curated record. Gene Ontology annotation, cellular component: nucleus. Gene Ontology annotation, molecular function: zinc ion binding; methyl-CpG binding.